Anolis sagrei ordinatus is the source of this 915-nucleotide messenger RNA. Lineage: Eukaryota; Metazoa; Chordata; Lepidosauria; Squamata; Anolidae. The record is from RefSeq and is a predicted model, not a curated record.
UUGCGCGUGCUGCUUUCCAGAAUGAGAGAGUGGUGGAUCCAGGUGGGGCUGCUAGCGGUGCCGCUCAUCGCUGUCUACCUGCACAUCCCGCCUCCCAAGCUCUCGCCGGCGCUGCAUUCGUGGAAGUCUUCGGGGCGCUUUUUCACCUUCAGGCACCAGAAAAUCUUCUACAGAGAUUCUUCAGGUGCCGUUGGCAGUUCGGACAUCGUCGUCCUUCUGCAUGGCUUUCCAACCUCUAGUUACGACUGGUAUAAGAUUUGGGAGGGGCUGACGCAGCGAUUCCACCGAGUGGUUGCUCUUGAUUUCGUCGGAUUUGGCUUCAGCGACAAACCCAGGCCCCAUCACUAUUCCAUCUUUGAGCAAGCCAGCAUCGUGGAAGCGCUCUUGGACCACCUGGACCUCCUGAAUCAACGCAUCAACCUUCUGUCGCACGACUACGGGGACACGGUCGCGCAGGAGCUGCUCUACAGGUUGCUGGAAGUACUAAAGCCCUUUGUGGCAUUAUUCUUCACCAUUUGUUUUAUGGUGACUCUCUCUUUGUAUCUUUCAGGUAUUUUCCCAGAAACUCACCAUCCAAGAUUCAUUCAAAAGAUUCUCAAGGACGGUGGCUUUCUGGCACCCGUUAUUACCCGGCUGUCAAACUAUUUCUUCUUUACCAAAGGGCUUUCGGCGGUCUUUGGUCCAUACACUCAGCCUUCAGAUGCUGAAUAUUGGGACAUGUGGACGGCGGUUCGGACAAAUGAUGGCAACCUUGUGAUUGACAGCGUUUUGCAGUUCAUCAACCAAAGGAAGAAGCACAGGGACCGCUGGGUCGGAGCCUUGGAAUCCACAUCUGUUCCCUGUGAGUUGGAAGUGGCUUUCCUGUGUUAUGGUCCCAUUUCUGAAGAUGACAUCGUAAUCCAGAACUCCGGAUGA